Messenger RNA from Trifolium pratense (red clover), 1272 nucleotides. RefSeq names its product F-box/FBD/LRR-repeat protein At4g00160-like. The record is from RefSeq and is a predicted model, not a curated record. Bases 1 to 1272 code for a protein of 423 amino acids. The transcript has 3 exons. Gene Ontology annotation, molecular function: protein binding. Lineage: Eukaryota; Viridiplantae; Streptophyta; Magnoliopsida; Fabales; Fabaceae.
AUGCAGACAGCAGAAGCAUCGACGGUGGAUAUAAUAAGCAGUUUACCGGAAGCGAUUCUGUGCCACAUCCUGUCUUUUGCCACCACCAAAGAAGCAGUUGCAACAAGCGUUUUGUCCAAAAGAUGGAUUCAUCUCUGGAACCAUGUUAACAAUCUCAACUUCCCAGACAUCAAGGUCUAUUCCGAUAGAUGCUCUCUUUCUUUUAACGAGUUUGUAUACUCCCUUUUAUUUGAUCGAGAAGCCGUCGGUUACAAUGUCAUCAACGGUUUCAGCCUCGACAUUCAAUACCAUUAUGCUGAUCUUGCUCGUCGUUUAGGGUUACAUAAUAUCACCAAAUGGAUCAACCUUGCUGUUAAAAGCAAACUCAAGUAUCUUCGUCUCCGUCUAAGCACGUAUGACCUUGAUUAUUAUAUUGAUGUGCGUUACGGUUACGCCAAAUUGCCGGUUAGCAUUUUCACAUGUAGAACACUUGUAAGUCUUGACCUCCGUUGUUUCAGUUUCGAGGGUUUUACUUUUACUGGAUUUUCAUCAUUUCCAUCACUCAAAGUCCUUCGUUUGGAAUAUUUUAAGUUCUCAAAAUUUCGAGAUUUUUUGUUGUUUAUAGCUGGAUGUCCAAUUCUUGAGGUUCUACAAAUAUAUCGGACGGAAUUCCUUCCUCUUGAGGAAGAUUCUCUUACCCUUAAAGAGUUUAAGAUAUUAAGUUUACCCAAAUUGACUAGAGCAGAUUUAUAUGGAUUUCGUAGUCAAUGUUUUCCGGUGAAUGCACUUUCUACUGCCAAGUAUUUGUGCAUAGAUACAUUGAAGGUCCACAGAUGGUAUAAGGUUAAUCGGAUGCAGCACCCUUAUGACGUCGUUCCUAUCUUUCAUAAUUUGACUCACUUGGAGCUCCACAAUAGAUGGGAUUUGGUAGUACAAGUGCUCCACCAAUGUCCUAAGCUUCAAAAUCUCACACUUUAUAAGUAUGGUUAUGAAGAUGGUGAUUAUCAAGAAAAUUGGGUGGAACCAGAAUUUGUUCCGCAGUGCCUUUUAUCAUCCCUUAGAAAUUUUACAAUUCAUCACGACCUUUCAGAUCUACAAAAAGAGCUUAUGUUGGAGCAAUAUAUUUUGAAGAAUGCAAGAAUUUUACAAACCAUGACAAUUCGGUGCAUGACUAAGGAGCCUAAAACGGAGAGAACACUAUCCAUGUGCCCGGUGGCCUCCGCAACAUGUCAAAUUACAUUUGAGAGGCAUUCUUAUCUAUGCACACAUGAUGUAUAUGCACACAUGAUGUAG